AUGGUAGGUCCAGAUCAAAUACAUGAUAGCUCUUUGCCAAUGAGAGAUAGAAUGGAAGCUUUAAUUCGUUUGAAGCAACAAGAAAUUACUCAAGCUAUUGCAAAUCUUGACACAGUUACAUUUCAUACAGAUUCAUGGACAAGAGGAGAUAAGGGAGGAGGUGGAUCAUCAAUGGUUUUACAAAAUGGUACAACAUUUGAAAAAGGCGGUGUGAAUAUUUCAAUAGUUCAUGGGAAAUUACCACCACAAGCGAUUGAAAGAAUGAAAAAUGAUCACUCAAAUUUAAAAGGUACUGCAAAAGAUGGUAGUAUUGAUUUUUUUGCAUGUGGUUUAUCAUUAGUUAUCCAUCCUCAUAAUCCUCAUGCUCCAACUACUCAUGCUAAUUAUAGAUAUUUUGAAACUACCGAUCCAGAAACUGGUGAUUUACAAACUUGGUGGUUUGGUGGUGGUGCUGAUUUAACUCCUUCUUAUUUGUAUGAAGAAGAUGCUAAACUUUUCCAUCAAAAACAUAAAGAUGCUUUGGAUAAAUUUGAUCCUGAGCUAUUUCCAAAAUUUAAAAAAUGGUGUGACGAAUAUUUUCUUAUAAAGCAUAGAGGUGAAACAAGAGGUGUUGGUGGUAUAUUUUUUGAUGAUUUUGAUUCAAAACCAGCUGAUGAGAUUUUGAAAAUUGUUGAAAGUUGUUUUGAUGCUUUUAUUCCUGCUUAUUGUCCAUUAGUUGCUAAAAGAAAAGAUACUCCAUUCACUCCAGAACAAAAACAUUGGCAACAAAUAAGAAGAGGUAGAUAUGUUGAAUUUAACUUAGUUUUGGAUAGAGGUACUCAAUUUGGUUUACAUACUCCUGGCUCAAGAGUUGAGAGUAUAUUAAUGUCAUUACCUGCAACUGCUGCUUGGGUUUAUGAUCAUCAUCCAGAAGCUGGUUCCGAAGAGGAAAAGUUGGUUCAAGUUUUGAAAAACCCGGUUGACUGGGUUUAA
Lodderomyces jiufengensis is the source of this 972-nucleotide messenger RNA. RefSeq names its product coproporphyrinogen oxidase (gene HEM13). The transcript has a single exon. The record is from RefSeq and is a predicted model, not a curated record. NCBI's taxonomy places the organism in Eukaryota, Fungi, Ascomycota, Pichiomycetes, Serinales, Debaryomycetaceae. Gene Ontology annotation, molecular function: coproporphyrinogen oxidase activity. The coding region runs from base 1 to 972 and encodes 323 amino acids. Gene Ontology annotation, cellular component: mitochondrial intermembrane space; cytoplasm.